This is a messenger RNA of Drosophila serrata, 1502 nucleotides long. It is a transcript of the gene Sry-beta, whose product is annotated as Serendipity beta. NCBI's taxonomy places the organism in Eukaryota, Metazoa, Arthropoda, Insecta, Diptera, Drosophilidae. The record is from RefSeq and is a predicted model, not a curated record.
ACAGACAUUUUUUUGUAUCUCCAGCAAAUGAAAACUAAAUAGGUAUCGAUAUUUUGGCAACUCUUUAGUGCAGUAUUUUUACUUUCGCUCAGAGUUGGCCACACAACUGAUUUGCAAGCAUUUUAUAAGAAAUAUACAACAAUUUGUUAGUUUUAUUCAUAAUUUUCUAUCUUAAAGCGACGCGAAAAUGAGUUCAACGCGCCCGUUUUGCUUUGUUUGCGGCAAGAUUAAGUCUGUGGGAGUGUUUCAGCUUAUUGAAGGCUGUAUAGUGCCAGGCACAUUCAAACCAAUUAAGGAUAUUUUAAAGUACUUUGAGAAGAUUAUAAACCAGCGCCUGGAGCUCACACCUAGCUCAGCUGCUUGUCGGGACUGCUUGGAGUAUCUUUUCAAUUACGACAGGCUGGUGCGGAACCUCAGUCAAGUUCAGCGCCAGAUUGCAGACGCGCUCCUAGGAUGCCGGCAAGGAGAAGACGCAGUCGAGUUCAAAUCAACGGGUAAGAAGCAGGUCACCAAGCCCAGGGUUCAAGUGCCGGCGUUCAAAAUACUGCACUCUACGCAAAAUAAAGAGACGGAGGCUUCACAGUCCUCGUCCGAAGUGCCGCAGCCCAUGAAAGAUGAGGAAGAAGAGGAUGAAGAGUUCAUGAAGGAGGAAAUGCUGGAUGAAGAUUUCCGGUUUAGCGAAGCAGAGGACAGCAUGCCCUCGUCUGAGGAGAUGUUCUUUGAGAACAUGGAUAUACCGUGCCACAUUUGCGGAGAGAUGUUCUCUAGCCAAGAGAUCCUGGAAAGGCACAUCAAGACUGACAACUGUCAGAAGGACGAGUUUACCACCUGCAACAUAUGCGGUCUAAAAGUCAAAGACGACGAGGUUCUAGACCUGCACAUGAAUCUCCACGAAGGUAAGACGGAGCUAGAGUGCCGCUACUGUGACAAGAAGUUCUCCCACAAGCGCAACGUGCUUCGUCACAUGGAAGUGCACUGGGACAAGAAGAAGUACCAAUGCGAUAAAUGCGGCGAGCGUUUCUCGCUCUCCUGGUUGAUGUACAACCACCUGAUGCGGCACGAUGCAGAAGAGAAUGCUCUGAUCUGCGAGGUGUGCCACCAGCAGUUUAAGACUAAGCGCACCUACAAGCAUCACUUGCGAACCCAUCAGGCCGAUCGACCGCGGUAUCCCUGUCCCGACUGCGAGAAGUCCUUUGUCGACAAGUACACACUUAAGGUGCACAAGCGCGUCCACCAGCCGGCAGUGAAGGAGGAAAAGACCGCGGCUGCAGCUCUAUAUUAAAUUAUAAUGUUUAGUUAUCUAUAAGCAGCUUAUCAUCUGUACGAAUAAGUACAUAAUCGUGCGUAUGUAUUAUAAAUUUAAAUAUCUAUUAUCGCCACGGAAUUACCACAUCCUCGACAUUUUAUUCUUCAAGUAUGCAGGUAAAAUCGUGAAUUUAAUCUGAAUUUUCCACAUUGAUUUACCUGGAUUUCGGUAAUAAAGUGACAGAUGUCUUUUUUCA